AUGGGUGUGCAUUCAAGUUUGUCAACACCUUCGAGUAUCUUAGGCACGUGCGUACUAACCAAGGACAUGAUUGAUGAUGAGGGCAUCAGGAGGCAGACCAGACACAGCAUGGUGGAUAACUCCAUCAUCACCUCCGUCAGGAACACCUGCAUGUGCACAUGUGGGGCGUCAAUUCACUGGGAGUGGCUGAGGACCUGUGAUAAGGUCCACAGUGCAGACAACGUGUGCUGCCACUCUGAGCCAGCAUGUGUCACUCACCGCGCCUCGGUAAGGGAUUGUAUUGGUGAAGUGUUGGACAAACAGGAAAACAUACACGUGUGGGAAGCAUCCUGGAGGUGUCAGCUUGUGUGGGGGACGCCAGGAGUGGCGGGAAAGUGUCGGCGUGAGGCGGGAGAGUGGCGCCAGGUAGUGACUGAGGCUAAGAUGGGGGGAAUCAAGAGAGAAUGGCUGGUGUUGGGGAAAGUGCUAGUGUCUUUGAGUCUUGGUGUCCUAGCACAGGAUAUGAUGUCUGUUGGAUGCUACAAAGAAGACACAGAAGGACUGGAUUUUACUUACCACUCUAAAAAUGCUUCCAGUGGGACGAGUGUAACUGCUUGUGUGGCUGAAUGCAAGUCAGCCUACAAGACUUAUGCUGCAUUGUUGAAUGGUACUCACUGUCUGUGUGGAAAUAUUCUGAGCAUUAGUGGCUCAGAUGGUUGUGAUCUGCACUGCUCUGCUGAAAGUUCUCACCUCUGUGGUGGUGAGGGAGCCAUGAGUGUGUAUGAGGCUGGACAUGACAUUCUUAGCCCUCCCCGUUCCUUGACUCAAGUAGACAGUGACCCAUCCACCUUGCACAUUACAUGGCAGGCACCAGCCAAGGGACUUUCUGAAAUAUUGGAAUACUUUGUGACAAUAGAACCUCUCUUCUCCUACAGUGAUAGAGAUUCACUUGUUACAAGAAGUUGGACAUAUUCAGCUCAUACCCAUUCAGCUUCUCUCAGAAAUGUCCAUCCAGGUACCAAGUAUAGAGUGGAGGUCAGAGCUGCCUCACCUGAGGGGAAGGGAUAUCCCAUAUCCAGGGAAAUGUGGACCAAGGUUGGCAAGCCAGAAACCCCUGCCACCCCUCAGGUCAUCAGCCGCACAGCAACCACCAUGACGGUGCAGCUGGAGCCAGUCAUUGCCACCAAUGGCCCCAUCACAGCAUACCAGGUUGUGGUCAAAGAUGAGACGGUGAGUGCUGAGCUGCAGCCAGAGUUGCUGGGUGACUUCUCCACAGCAAACUCCAAGAAACUUCCAUUCUACAUUGCUGCUCAGUUGCCGAAAGAAAAUUUUGAGACCAUAUUUGAAGUGGGUGAUGGCAAGCACUAUGGCAGAUACUACAAUGCUCCCCUGCGAGAAGGAGUCGACUAUCACGUCAUUCUGGGCGUCGUGAGCACGCUGAAUGAGACCAAGACAGCGUACUCCACUCAUGGACACGAGCAGCAUGAGAACUCGGUGGUUCAUGACUUCUCUGGGUUAAAGAAAUCUCCAGCAAUCAUCCAGCUGGAGCAGAAUAAGAAGGUUAUAAUGGGUCUGUCCAUUGCCAUUGGCAUAUUUGGUUUCCUUCUCAUUGCCUCCAUUGUCGUUUACAUUGCCAUGAGAAUAAUUGUCAACAAGAAUCGCAGGUCAUCAGAGAAUCAGGAGCUGGCCAUACAUGCCCAGCAGCCCAACCAGGACCUGGACAAUGGGUACAGUGUGGCAGCUCACUACGUGGAGGAGGAGAAGCCGCCGGCUGACCACUACCGCCAGCUGAAGGAGAAAGUGUGGAUCAUUCCUCACCAGGGACUCAAUGUUGUCGGUGACAUUGGUGCUGGCAAGUUUGGGGAUGUGAGGAAGGGUGUGGUAAUCAACAAAGGGAACCAGAGGAAUGUGCUAGUACAGAGAAUAGAAGAUGACAGUUUAGGUGGAAACCGUAAGACACUCAUGCUUCGGGAGUUUGAUGCCCAUGUGCGCAUUGGCAGCCACCCUCACGUGGUGGGUCUGGUGGGCCUGAUGGAGGAGUUCAGUGUUAUCUCGGUGGCCUUUGAGUACGAGACGUCCACCCUGAAGACACAGCUGGUGGAGAGCCGUGCUGUUCAGCAUUAUCCAGUUUAUGCUGAGAAGAAUCGCAGGUUUUCCACACUGCUGGAGACUCAGGAACUGCUGGAGAAGAGUCCUGUCUCAGCAUCACAGGUACCAGCACCACACCGACAAGCAAUAGAGCUCUUGGUUGGCAUAGCUCAGGGCAUGGCUCAUCUUGCUGCCCUUGGGGCCACGCAUGGCCAGCUCUGUGCUCGCAAUGUGGUGAUGGUGGAUGGCACCCGCCCAAAAAUUACUGGUUUUGGCCUCAUCCAUUACCACAAUGACCUGUAUGUGCCAGACUACCGGCGAUGGCACUCUGUGGAGACGCUGCACAGCAAGGUGUCCACGCCCAAGAGUGACAUGUGGUCCUUUGGCUGCCUCAUGUGGGAGGUGACCACUCUGGGAGGAACGCCUUACUCAGAUGUACGCACAGAGGAGGUUGGUGGUCGGGUGAUGCGGGGCCUGCGCCUGCCCCAGCCCCAGUAUGUGGGUGAUGAGUUGUACCAGCUGAUGCUCAACUGUUGGCAGCAUGACUUGGAUGAGCGGCCAUCAUUCCCUGAGGUGGAGGCAAGCCUGCGUCAGUUGGCAGAGGAUGACAUCACUCCUCACCUCUUGUUUUCACUGUACCCAUCAUUCCAGUAUGAACCGUAUUCUCCUCAUUUGGAAUUCAUGGACUGAGCUGAGUAUCAGUGUUUGGAUUUUGUAGCAAUUUGGUGAUUGUACCACUGUAUGUGUCCAGCCAUUGGUGUUUGUGUGUGCAUGUGUGUGCAAACAUUCAUGAAAUCUUGUAUGCAAGGAAGAAAUUUGUCAAACACAAAGCAUAGAAGAGAUUUAUCAUGUGCCAAGAGACAAUUGAAUGCACAAAAAAAGCUUUAUGUAUUAGCAGAAUUCUGCAACUCAAUCAAAAUGUUUCACAACCUCUUGAGUGUGUUUAUUUUAUUUUGUCUUAUGGCACAAUUUGGGUAUUGUUUUUGUGAAUUUGUGUGAAUGUUGAUGCAUUUUUGUGAUAAGAGCAGUUAAUACUUUGUAAAACUUUGUGUUUACACAAAUUCAUUUAUUCAUUCAUAUUAAAUUUGAGUAGCAGACAUGGUUGUUGCAUCAUGUCACUUUGGUCACUAUAACAGCCCACACCCAUAGAUCACAGUGCUGUGGCCUUCACUCUUAAAACAGUCCUUGGCCAGAACACUCUGGCUUCUUGAACUGGUUAAUAAGUAUACUAGAUUGUUAGUAUGUGAGGUGAGAGAGCAAGGUAUGAGGUAGGAGUGAGGCAAGGUACUGAGGUGAAGGACAGCGAGCAAGGUGUUAGGAGCUGGUGUGGUGACUCAGGUAACACAGGGGUGGGGUUACUGUAUCAUUUGGGUGAGUCUGGAUCUUGUAUCUUCUUGGACAGCACAGGCUUGGCCCUGUGUGUGUUAAGCUGCAAGGUUUUUAUAAUUAAUCAAUUAUUUUAAAGGAAAUUAUUUAUUAUUUUUUAUAUUUUCUCUUGGUUAUAUACGUGAGGUUGUAAUGUAGAAGCCAGGCUACUUAAUCCUUGCUACCAGUUUGUGAUAUGAUGAUCACCGUCUAUAUAGAAUAGGUUUAUUCAAGUAAUCUAAAGGAUUCUGUAUUAUGACAUAAUGAUUUGAAGGCACAUAUUAAUCAAAUCAAAUUUUGGUGGUGUCAUGUUUUCAUGUAAUAAGUAUUCAAGUACCAGGAUAUAAGCUUUUCCCUUUAAACUUAUUAGUAAACACAUUUAUUUCUCCUCAAGGCUUCCUUGGUACCACAUUAUAAAUACUUUGUUCAUAUGUGAUGCCUAUCAGCCUUAUGGGUUUUAUACUCAGAAGCAACUAGUCCAAAGAUUGGGCAUCACUGUUGAUGUUGACUGACAACUUUACAGCUGCAGAAUGUUUAAGAAAAAGAAUGUCUCACUACAUUGUUGAAAGCAUGCACCACAAACUGUUGUGAGUGCAGAUGAUGUUGCUGGAGACAACCUAACAAAUUUGCUAUGUGUUUUAUGUGGAAGGACAGGUUAAGAAAAGAAAGAAUACACAAGUAGUCAUGUUACAAGUAUCAUUGGUCUGCUACUGCAUGUUGAUGUCAGUCUCUUUCUAAAGAACCGUAGGCAUCUGUUCUGCUUAGUAUGAGUGAUGGAAGAUGACGUGGCAUGGACAUAUGAUUACGCAAUGUUGAGUUGGAUGAAGUGUGACAUGACUAAUAUUUACAGUACUUUGAAAACUUUAAUUUUCACAGUUUUAUUGUUAAUUACCAAAACUAAAAGGUCUUGAGGAGGGCAAGUGCAUUAGAAAUUAUAUUCUUAGCUUGGAAGGGAUGGAUGAUUCAUAUUCUUGACUAUCAAUAUAAUAAUCAAUUAAGCUGAGUGGAAUUUUAUCACAUGUGCAUGUAGAAAUGUCAAAAAUUUAUGAUAUACAGAUUUUGAAUGGAUAAUGAUUUAUGACCAGGUAUUUUAAGGGUUCUGUUUUUUUGGUGUAACCUGACAGUGGUAAUGUGGUUGUUGCUUAAUUUUGCCGUCAGUAAUCCUCAGGGAGAACCUACACUUGUGAGAUGUUAUAUUUAUUUAUUUUAUUUAUUUUUUUUUUAGGUAAUGAAAUGUAAGGACAAAAUAUUUUUAGUUUUUGCACUUGCUUGUGACUUUAUGGGUUAGAUUUUUUAAACAAUAUAAGUGAAACCUUUCCUUUUCUGUUUCAGAAACUUAUUACAAAGGAUGUAUUGGAGCAGUGUCUAUUACAGUCACACUAUGCUCAAAUGUGCAAUUAUUUUCUACACAAGCUGUGUGGACAGACUGCCAGCUGUCAAACCAAUGCAUGUGAUGACCAAGCUGCCACAUUAUGAGUAUUUGCAAUUGUGUAAUGUAUUGUAGUAAGGCAUGUUGCAAGUUUCCAUUGUUUGCAUGUCUAUUCUAAGAGAAAACAGUCCAAAUUCAAAGUUCGAGUCAGUUCAUAAUAUAAGUAAUGAUAAUUCUGCCACAUUGAUCAAAAUAAGUGCAGAAAAGGAAGAUUUUACACAAUUAAAAUGCAAAAAUACAUUCCUCUUUUAAUUACAAUAAUGUGAAGGCAAACAUUUCUCAAAAAAUUAACUUCAGUUCUCUAAAAAUUAACUUCAGUGAGAUCAGUUUUGUUUGAGCUUAAAAAAAAAAAAAAAAAAAAAAAAGCCCUUUGAACAUUGUGGUGUACAUUAGGUCUGUAGGGUAAGAGGAAAGACUAAGAGCCUUUCAUCUCUCAUAUUGCAAUUUUUUAUGAAGCUACAGCCAUGUGUCACACCAGUCACUGCAUUGUGGAGGUUAGCAAAGAGUUAUCACUGUACUGUACUAUUGUGUAAUUUUGAUUAGUGUAGGACAACUUCUUUGUGCCUUUAUUUAAAAGAAAACGUGGUUGGUAGUAUGCAGAACAGACAUUCCCAAAAGGGCUUCCUUGGUACAAGAGACUCAAACAAAACAGUCUUUACAGAUUGCAUAUUAAUUAUUAGUUUUGUACUGUAACUCUGUAGCAUCAAUGUGUAUAACAUAUAUAUGACUAUGUGCGUCGUUUGAUAGAUAUGUAAUGAUUACUUAAAGCUUUUUAUAUCAGUACUUAAUGUUUUAAAACUGCUCUACUCUAGUCACAAUUGAACAAUUGUAAGAACACUUCAGCUCUUCUGUUGGAAUCUUUGUAAGAACACUUCAGCUCUUCUGUUGGAAUCUUUAAUAUUUCUACAAAUGACUUCUUUAUUACUUAUUCUUGUAAUCUUCAGUAUUUCUUUGGUUAUAGUUCACAAUUCAUGUUUCUAUAAACAGUAUGAUCACCAUUGCAAUACAUUUCAAAUUCAUAUUUCAAUGCUUUUCACAUAAUUGAUAGAAAGUUUCAUGUCUUAAGACAUCUUCACAUUUAGCAAGUGAUAUGUUCUGUCUAUAAACAAUACCCAACAUAGCUAACUGUCACAUUUCAUUUGCUACCAAGCUGACUUCUGCAUUUGGGGGGUGCAGGUGAGACAAUACUUGCAUGUGACACACACACACACACACACACACACACACACACACACACACACACACACACACACACACACACACACCAGACAUUUCAUCUUGGCCAUGUGUAUAUCAGCCUUUACAGUGCACAAUUUUGGCAUGUAUUUAAGAAGCAUUAGUUCCUACAGAUUGUUUAUUAUCAGUUAUGGAGUUGUCUAUGAAUAUGAUCUUCAGAGUGGUUUUGUGAUGCCAAUUGGGGACAAAAAUGGUGAUUAUAAUGUAACUAUAAGAGAAUUAAUUAAUGUUGUAAUUGCUAAAAUAAUUGAAAGAGCAGAGGUCUCAAGAAUAAGAAAACCAUUUCAAGUUUCAUUCCAUGUUUAUAUUUGUUAAAGCAAAAAUAAAUUGCUUGAUGUAUAUUUGUACUCUAGUUUUCACAAACUGGGAUGGACUAAUACUAAUAAUUAGUCUUCCACACAAGCACAGCUGGGGAUCAGAGACAAAAAUUGACUUUUUAUAAUCACAAACUUCUUGAAAUUUGCAGUUUUGUUUAUAUCAAUACAAAGCAUUUGAAUAUGAAGUUAUAAUAAUGGUAAUAUAUAUAUAUAUAUAUAUAUAUAUAUAUAUAUAUAUAUAUAUAUAUAUAUAUAUAUAUAUAUAUAUAUAUAUAUAGCUGUGGUUUACCUGUGCUGAAGUACCUCCUCAUAUGCAAAGUUGCGUAUUUGCAUUCAGUUUAUCACCAAUGCAAAUCUGCAAAUGUAAUCACACUCCCAUGAUUGCACAACUUUGGCUUGUGGAGGCAGCCAGCUGUGCAUGUUAGAUCCAAGGUCUUGGCUUUGAGCUUAUUGUGAAAUGAGUGACAUGUGACAGCAGAUCAUUUUUGAAACACCAUGUUGAUUUGUGUCUGUUGCUCUCUUCUUGAUCACACAAUAAUGGUACUGAUGAAAAUUAACUACUUAAAUAAUAUGGACAAUGGAAAAUUAAUUCAAGUACUUUAAUUGUUUAGUAUGUAAAGAGGAAUACAAAUUAGAAAAGAGAAGGUUUUCAGGCCAUUUACAAUAUCAUUGAAGUGCUGUAAUCCAUAAUUAUAGUAUUAAGUUUUGAUAGAUUACAUAUUUGGGACACUGGUUGUCUUAAAGUUAAUAUUUAACACCUUUGCCAAUGUACUUAGGAGUCUCAUAACAUUUUACCUUUGUGAAACAGUUGAGAAUCUCAUAGCUUUACACAUGUGUAAAUUUAAAGAAUUUCAUGCUUAGUAUUCACUGGCACUGAGAACAAGUGCUGCAUUACAAGGCUUUUGGUUGCAGAUAUUGUUGAGAUAUGGUUGAGAUAUUUUCAGAUUUGUUUCUCAUCUGUUGUUUAGGCAAUUUUUUUUGUAAAUUAAGUUCCCAGGAAGAUACCAAAAUACUGGUCAUGUAGUAUAGCAGCAUUACCCUGUGUGGUAGACAGCAGUGAUUCUGCAAGGCAUGUUACUUUACGUGUAUUUUAAUGAAAAGUUGUGUAUUGUAAUUUAGUGAUCUUGUAGAUCCUCCUCCUUUAUUAGUUGGAUUGAGUUAAGGCACAUGCACAGAGGAAUCCUUUUUGCUUGUUAGUCAGAGGCCUUAUACAUAUGUAGGUCACUUGAGUAGCAUGUUUAUUUAAAGAAUACUUGGGCUAAGUUUUGCCUCUUCACAGGAAAAGAAAUCUACUUGUUUGAAGCAUGGGUAGGCAACUUUAAGUUCAUGCUGGUGUAGGCAUGCGUGACACUUCUUCGGAGCCUGUAUCAUUCCUGGGUACUCAAUUGGUCUCUGUCAAAAGUAGAACAGCUGCCUUGUAGAAUGUUUAUCAUGGCCAUUCUUUUAGAGAGUUAUAAGGAAGAAUAAUCACUUGUAUUUAGAUAUAUUAUGAGCAAAUUACCUUGGUAACAUGUGUGAUCUUAAUCUGUUUGGCAAGAUGUUGAAUGCUGAUGUCAUUGAUGGGACAGGAAUGUAGGACCCUUGUGCCACAAUUUAACAGGAUGGAGAAUAUUGCCAAUUUAUAGUAUUAACCAAGCUUUUCUAUUAGUAUGAAGCUAGACAAAGACCAAUCUCUCAGUUAAUAUAGUUAUAGCACCUCUAAAGUGCAGGAUGGUAGCUGGAAAUGCAAUCUCUGGGCUACCUAAGUACUUCCAAGAAGGAUGAAGUUUACUCCAUUGUUAACUAGCAUCAAGGAUUCCUUUAUGAGCACCAUCCAAAGCCUUCACAAUCAUUAAAAUGAGUGGAGAAAUGUUUGACAAAAUCACUGGUUAUUAGACAGCACCAUGGAUACUGAGAUAAGACAUGAUGCUCUUUAUUUUUCACAAGAUGUUUAAACAUUACUUAGUGAUAGAAACUAGUGCAGUGCUGUUUCAAGCAUGAUACAUUUGUACUCUUUAUUUGGGGAAGGCAGUGGGCAUACAUAGGUCAUGGUUAAUUUACUCACAUUUGUUCACAAAACCUAAUAUAUACUUGUUUCAUUUUUAGUUGAAUUAAAAAUUGUAUAAAAAAAUACUGAGAUCUUAACAGUAUUUUUAAAUCUUUGGGAAUCAGUAAGCACACAAAAUAUUAAUAUCAUUUGGUAAGAUGUUAUUUAGUAGUACUGAAUGAAACUGACAAUAUGCAUGUUAAAUUAAAUGUGUCCAGAACUAG
Molecule: messenger RNA, 8664 nt
Organism: Scylla paramamosain (green mud crab)
Lineage: Eukaryota; Metazoa; Arthropoda; Malacostraca; Decapoda; Portunidae
Gene: Wsck
Product: putative inactive tyrosine-protein kinase Wsck
Exons: 9
Coding region: 1-2757 (918 amino acids)
Biological process (GO): cell surface receptor protein tyrosine kinase signaling pathway; positive regulation of kinase activity; protein phosphorylation
Cellular component (GO): signaling receptor complex; plasma membrane
Molecular function (GO): transmembrane receptor protein tyrosine kinase activity; protein binding; ATP binding
Source: RefSeq, a predicted model, not a curated record